This is a messenger RNA of Cyphellophora attinorum, 1698 nucleotides long. RefSeq names its product putative methylcrotonoyl-CoA carboxylase beta chain, mitochondrial. The record is from RefSeq and is a predicted model, not a curated record. The transcript has a single exon. Lineage: Eukaryota; Fungi; Ascomycota; Eurotiomycetes; Chaetothyriales; Cyphellophoraceae. Gene Ontology annotation, molecular function: methylcrotonoyl-CoA carboxylase activity. Bases 1 to 1698 code for a protein of 565 amino acids. Gene Ontology annotation, cellular component: methylcrotonoyl-CoA carboxylase complex; mitochondrion. Gene Ontology annotation, biological process: L-leucine catabolic process.
AUGGCGGCAAGACGCGUUGUGCCAUCAUCAGCCCUCCUCCGCAGCCUGCGAGGGGCGUGUAACCAGCAGCAAUGCGUUGCUCACACAUCUCGGCGGACGGCAGCGACCUUCACUCACGCACGACAUGCCGACGCGAUAUCAGUGCUUCCGACUCUCGUGGAUAGGUCGAGUCCGGAUUUCCAAGAGAAUGCCUCGCAAAUGGCUGCCCUGCUGGAGAAGUACUCGGACCUACACAAGAAGAUUGCACGGGGCGGACCACAGAAGUCGAGAGACAAGCAUGUGCAACGGGGAAAGAUGUUGGCACGAGAUCGAGUAGCUGCGCUGGUGGACCCUGGAGCGUCGUUCAUGGAGCUUUCGCCUCUGGCCGCGCACGACGUCUACGGUGAAGAUGUACCCGCAGCAAGCAUUAUCACUGGUGUGGGGACCGUUGAGGGCGUAACAUGUAUGAUUGUGGCCAACGAUGCUACGGUCAAGGGUGGCACGUACUACCCGCUGACAGGCAAGAAGCAUUUGCGGGCACAGGAGAUCGCCGAGCAGAACAAAUUACCGUGUAUAUACAUGGUCGACUCAGGUGGCGUGAAUCUGCCAUAUCAGGCCAACAUCUUUCCGGACCGAGACAACUUCGGUCGUAUAUUCUUCAAUCAGGCACGAAUGAGCGGGAUGGGAAUUCCCCAGAUUGCUGUCGUAAUGGGAUCCUGCACGGCUGGUGGCGCAUAUGUGCCUGCUAUGUGCGACGAGUCGAUUAUUGUCGAGGGCCAGGGCACAAUAUUCUUGGCUGGGCCUCCGCUGGUCAAGGCCGCUACUGGCGAGGUCGUCUCUGCCGAAGAUCUGGGUGGCGGGAAGCUACACAGCUCAAUAUCUGGAGUCACAGACUACUUGGCUGUUGACGACGCGCAUGCCAUUGUAUUGGCUCGACGGUCGAUCGCCAACCUGAACUAUCCGAAAGAGCAGCCAGCUCCUUUCGAGGUGAAGGAGCCAAUAUACGACCCUGCGGAGCUGACCGGCAUUGUGGGAACGAACCUUCGAAAGCAGAUCCCAAUGCGUGAAGUCAUCGCCAGAAUUGUGGAUGGUAGCGAGUUCUCCGAGUUCAAGAAGGACUAUGGUACCACACUGCUGACCGGAUUUGCCAAGAUCAAAGGCUAUCCCGUAGGCAUAUUGGCCAACGACGGCAUUCUGUUCUCGGAGUCCUCGCUGAAAGGCGCCCAUUUUAUCGAGCUUUGUUGCCAGCGAAAUAUUCCCCUGGUCUUCUUGCAGAAUAUCAGCGGCUUCAUGGUCGGCGCUGAUGCUGAGAAGGGAGGUAUUGCAAAGAAUGGUGCCAAGCUGGUCACCGCUGUGGCCUGUGCGAACGUCCCCAAGUUCACUGUUGUCGUUGGAUCCAGCGCUGGUGCUGGAAACUAUGGCAUGUGCGGCAGAGCCUACUCACCACGCUUCCUCUGGAUGUGGCCAAACUCGAAGAUUGGCGUCAUGGGAUCUGAGCAGCUUACAGCCGUCAUGGAGACAGUCGGAAAAGCAGCCGAUCCAGAAUUGCGGGAACGCAUCGAUCGUGAGAGCGAACCUACCUUCUCAUCAGCUAGGAUAUGGGACGAUGGAGUCAUUCCGCCAUCAGAAACCCGGAAUAUGCUCGGCCUUGGACUCAAGGCUGCUUUGGGCGGCGCCAACAAGCCCAAGAAGACACAGUUCGGUGUGUUCAGGAUGUAG